Molecule: messenger RNA, 1255 nt
Organism: Condylostylus longicornis
Lineage: Eukaryota; Metazoa; Arthropoda; Insecta; Diptera; Dolichopodidae
Gene: TFAM
Exons: 3
Coding region: 95-871 (258 amino acids)
Molecular function (GO): transcription cis-regulatory region binding
Source: RefSeq, a predicted model, not a curated record
UAACUAUAUUACUUGUGUGGAGUAAAGUAAAUAAAAAUAUCAACUUAACUAAAUAACUACUAAAUUAAUGCAAAAUAUAAGUUGAACCAACAAUAUGAUUUCGUUAAACAAUUCAUUUAGAAUUCUGUCGUUAUCUUGUAAAUUACUUCAACCAAGACAAAAAUUUCCGCUAUAUUUACCAAAAAAUGACUUGAAAACUUCGUUAGAAGAAAAAAUUGGUCUUCCCCCAAAGCCAAAAAAGCCUUUAACUCCGUAUUUUCGAUUCAUGAAAAAGAUGAGAGAUUCUGUAACUGCCGAAAACCCGAAUGCUAAAGCUCAUGAAAUUGUCAAGAUAUUAGCUAGUAAAUGGGAAAAUUUAGAUGAAAUAAAUAAAAAGAAAUUGCAAGAAGAAUAUAAAAAAGAUCAAAUUUCUUAUUUAGAAACUAGAACUAAGUACGAUAGUAAGGUAACUGAUGAGCAAAGAGGCGAGUUAAAGCAACUAAAGCAGGAAUUAGCAGAUGCAAAACAAAAGCGUGCCAUGCGUAAGCGUAUUAAAGAUUUAGGAAAACCAAAAAAGCCUGCUUCAGCUUUCUUGAGAUUUUUAAAACAUGAAAGAUCUGCAACCCCCCAAGGACCAAAUCAAACUUAUAAAGAAUGGCAUAAGAAAACUGUUGAAAAGUGGGCUCGUUUAUCUGACGUUGAAAAGGAACCUUUUGUAAAAGAAUCUGGAAAAGAGCUUGAAGCUUACAAGAAAAGUAUUGCAAAGUGGGAAGAGAAAAUGAUACGUCUAGGCCAUAUUGAUGUUGUUCGUCAAGAGUCCUUAAUAGAUCCACCAGAUUUAAAGCCAACUGCAACGAAAACUCAAAAAAUUCGAAAUAAGAAAACAGAAUAGGAAUUUUGGUGCCCCUCUUCACAUAAUUCUCAACUUGAAACAAAAAAUCCAAAUUUUCAAACUAGUUUAAAAACAAAUAUUAAUACCAAGAAUGUUGAUUAUAAUAUUUUGGAAAAAAUAAACUUGAAUAAAAAUAAAAGAGAAUCGGAAAUUAAAGAGAGGAGGGGUACGGGUGAUGAAAUAAAUACAAUUAGUCCCAAUGAAUUAGAUAAUAAGACAGAAAGAAAAAGUUUUUUAACAAAAAUUUCUUCAUUUUUCAAUAAAAAAUAAAUGCAUUUUUCGCUGACAUUAACACAUCAACUUAUUUUCAUGAAAAUUUUGAAAUGUAUUUCAUUUUUUGACCAUUUUGUAUAUUGUUACAGAAUUUUCUAAUAAAAUUUAGUU